Messenger RNA from Ectocarpus sp. CCAP 1310/34, 3325 nucleotides. NCBI's taxonomy places the organism in Eukaryota, Phaeophyceae, Ectocarpales, Ectocarpaceae. The record is from the annotation of a GenBank genome assembly.
GGCGACUCUUCCCGCCCAAUAACAACCAUGGCAACGGGGCAGGAAUCAGUUUCCGCCCCUGCGAAACAACACCAACGAUCAACUCUUCCGCUCUAAAUCAACAAUGGCCGCCGGGCAAUACCCCAGCACAACUCUGUUCCGUUUGGAAACAUGCACACGCGUACGAUACCCCGUGGACGACUGCUUGCUGCAGUGUAUAUGCGAGAUGCACGGGUCACGCUAUGAAAGCGAGACCGAUCCUGCAUGGUUGACAUGCAUUAUAUAUGCAGUAAAGUAAAUUUGCCAAUAAUGUGUCGCUCUGCGCUGAGCGGGCGGAGGGGAGAGGCAGCACCAGCAGACACAGACACGCCCUUGACAUCAACCAUGGAAGGAGGAGCGAGCGGCAGCGCAGGAGCGGCGACGGCGGGUUUGUCCACCACGGUAGCGCCCGUUACCGCAGGGCAGGUAUUCUCCAGCCGCCAUGACGCGAAGGUCGCCGUAGCCGCUGAGCUUGCUGCCACCGGUCGUUCUAUGAAGAAUGGAAAGGGUGCCGGCAGUCGGCAAAUUCACCUGGUUUGCAAGACUUGUACAAGUUGGGUUGUUAAAGGCUGCCUACAGAAGGGGGGUGAUUUCAAAAUCACCAAGGUAGAGGGCUCGCAUGUCGACUGUGCUGGGGGUGGGCGGACGAGCUCCGCAGUGGUACAACCCCUGGUGGACCAGUUGGUUAGGGCCAACCCCAAGAUCGCCGGUCCCGCGAUCAAGAGGACCCUGAAGACCGUGGGGUUUACCGUCUCCGACCGGCAAUCACAACGCGCGAAGAAGCGCAUUGCGACCGCGUCUAAGGAGGAUGAAGCGGGUGCCAUUUCGCGUCUUCCAUCCCUUUUCGAAGGGAUCGAGCGCGAUUGUCCGGGUUCGGUCGCCACCGUCGAGGUGAGUCCCGACAACCGGUUCGUCAGGAGCUUCUUGAUGCUGGGUAAGGCCGCCUACGUCGCCGCGCACAGUAUGGUGGCCAUGGACGCUGGCCACCUCAAGGGUUCGUGGAAGGGAGUCAUGUACGUCCUCUGCAUGCAUGACAGCAACAACAAGAUCAUCCACGUCAGCACUGUACUCGCAGACAAGGAGAACGCGACGAACUACAAGUUCCUGCUCCAGCAGACCUGCCGGAACGAGCACAUGCAUCGACUUCUUUCGUCCGGCGAGGUGACGUUCUUCAUCGACGGCCACAAAGGAUCACCGGCGGCCCUCAGGGCGGUUCUACCGCAAGCGCCAUGGCGUGCGUGCGUGAGGCACCUCACCAACAAAAUCAUGAAAGCAAUGGGACACGCCUAUUCAGUGGCGGUUUACCGAGCGGCGGUGAUGCCUACCAAGGUCCUGUUUUAGGAGGCAAUUGAGCCAGUCAAGAAGGACUUCCCGGCCAACUACAACCUCCUCAUGAAAAACGACCUUGACAAAUGGACACACCAUGCUACCCCCAGCAACCUGGUCAACCUGAAGAUGUCCACCUCCAACUCUGCGGAGUCCACCAUUUCCGCGGUCGGCCACCAGAAACGGGAAAUGGACCCUUAUCAUUUCCACAUCGAGAUUGCGGAGAAAACUGCGGAGCAACUCGCAACGAAUGCCGAACUACUGAAAGACUGCCAUGCCAUCCUCGUUCCAUUCGCGGCCAAGUUCAUGGAGGACGAAAGGUUGCUCAGUCUUAACAAGCACGUCAAGAGCAUGGGCUUGGGCACCUACCUUGUUCAGGAGCACGGCAAGAGCCAGUACGGCANCGGGAUGAGGGAGGGUGACAAACCAAAGAACACAAAAAAUACGACGCUCGAGUACAAUUAAUUGACCGUUCUUUGACGACUCUUGGCCCAAUCCGCCUCUUGCCGAUGCCGUGACAGCAAUCGACAGGCUUGACUGCACGAGGGCGCCUAUUGAUAGCGGGUACACCCUGGCUUCCUACAGGGUGCUCCACACCCACCCCGACUAUCCCGUCGUACUUCCGAUCUGGUCAGAGCUUUCCAAGGGCGACCUCCUGCCCCCGCGGCAGGAAACCCGGCAAGCUGGUGCUCCGAAGAACCGUGGCCCCCGGCAGCGAUCCCGAUUCCCUGGUCGCAACGACAACUGCCAGCACGGACGCGGCAACGUAGCCCAAGACGGAGGUGAUCGUGGCGGCGGGCCUGCCGCCGGGGGAGGGGAUGGUCGUGGCGGGGGCGGCAACUCUCGGCCCGUCCCGGUACAUGGGAUGGGCAGUUUUCGCAGCCACGUGGGAGACCUCAACGUCGGAGGUUCCGCGGGCGAGCGACCUACCGGGAGGUUGUGGGGGGGGCUCGCGGUUCAGCGCUACGGCUCGCAAGACGCUUCCGGCAACGACCACGCAGCGGGGGCGGGGGCCGGGUCAUGCUCUAUGCUGAGUCAAUCCCAAGGCUCCAUCGACCUGUCGUAGCUCAAGUGGUUCGACUCGUAGCUCAAGUGGUUUGACUCGUCUUAGGGUUAGGUAACUUGGGCCUUUGAAUUUCUUCGUCGCACGUUGUCGGAGUCAAAUACGACGCUGUGGUCCGUGAAUGGCAGGGAGCAAGAGAUCGAAUGUGUGUGCAGAUUUGCGUAAAGCACCCGCGACGGCGGGGCGCGUGUUGUAGCACCUGAUUUCGCGUGCCAGUUUCCAUAUGCUAUGCACAACAGACAGAGAUGAACAGCGAAAUUCGACAACCACUCACGCACAUGACUUCGACUUGGCUUGAAAAAUGGGUAGAACCGUCGAGCCCCAAGAGGAAGCUGUUGUGAAGGACGGAUAUCGUCAGCCGUAUCGUCAGCCAUGCGCACGCAAGUACCUGCAAACUGCUUCUCACGAUAAUCGCGACGAAGAGCGUUUGCGGAAGUGGCCCUUCACCCCAACAGACAGAUUCGCAACCGAAUAACUAAUCCACACCGUGAACGCCCGUUACCCAAACGUGUUCUUGUCAACGGGGGAGAAGGGGACAGUGCGUCGUGUAGAAACACAGAACGCAAGUGUUGGACGCGCCCCCAGACAUAGUUGCCGGUCCACGUCUCCACCGAUUAGUGGUGAUGUACGCAGCGAAAAUAUAUUGGGCCAUAACCUUAACGUUUUGAACGCCAUGCGUUUACUGGGUUCUACUGCUGCACGAUGACAACACUACGUGCGAAGAGUCUACUACAGUACCACACCGCCACAGAAAGGUGUGUUUGGUGUUACCUCGGCAAGCAAACAUGCAUCUGCAGCAUUUAACUUUGUAUGUGUCGUUGUGCACAUUUUGGAUGGCUUUCGGUGCGUGCGUGCACACAGAAUGUUGCACCACCUUCUGGCCUCGUGUCGCAGCUUCUACAUGAUUCACUGGGGGGG